Morone saxatilis (striped sea-bass) is the source of this 3624-nucleotide messenger RNA. Its product is annotated as phosphoribosyl pyrophosphate synthase-associated protein 1. Gene Ontology annotation, biological process: 5-phosphoribose 1-diphosphate biosynthetic process; purine nucleotide biosynthetic process. The record is from RefSeq and is a predicted model, not a curated record. Gene Ontology annotation, cellular component: cytoplasm; ribose phosphate diphosphokinase complex. The transcript is spliced from 10 exons. Gene Ontology annotation, molecular function: ribose phosphate diphosphokinase activity; magnesium ion binding. Lineage: Eukaryota; Metazoa; Chordata; Actinopteri; Moronidae. The coding region runs from base 326 to 1396 and encodes 356 amino acids.
CGCAGCGGACUCCGUAGAAGAGUGGUCAGUUGUUAGGCUACAGUGCGACCUAAGUGACAGGUAUCCGCCGUCUGUCCGCCAACAACCGGACACAUUAGCGUAAUAAAGACAUCCAUUAAUGUUUGUCUGUAGCUGUGCGGUAGAUAAGUUCAUAUCGCACACCGAAGGUCAUUUCGCGCAGUUCGCUCACCUAGCAGGCUAAUGUGCGGUAGCUGGCUGGCUAGUUGGUAAGCUAACGACAGCGUCAAAAGGAAGAGAAGAGCGGAAAACAAACGCAGCUGUUCAUAAAAAGAAAAGAGAGCAAAUAGACUGCAGCAGUGCCACGAUGAAUGUCGCUAAAAGUGGCUACCGUGUCUUUUCCGCAAACUCCUCCGUAGCAUGCACAGAGUUGGCCAAGAAGAUAACAGAGCGGCUGGGAGUUGAACUGGGGAAGUCUGUGGUCUUUCAGGAGUCUAACAGAGAAACUAGAGUGGAUGUGAAAGAAUCCGUGCGAGGACAAACUAUCUUCAUCAUUCAGACCAUACCACGAGAUGUCAACACAGCCAUCAUGGAGCUGCUGGUCAUGGCCUACGCCCUCAAGACCUCUUGUGCAAAGAACAUCAUUGGAGUCAUUCCUUACUUCCCCUACAGCAAACAGUGCAAGAUGAGAAAGAGGGGCUCAAUAGUGAGCAAGUUGUUAGCUUCAAUGUUAGCUAAAGCAGGAUUAACACACAUCAUCACCAUGGACUUGCAUCAGAAGGAGAUCCAGGGCUUCUUCAGCUUUCCAGUGGACAACUUGCGUGCCUCCCCUUUCUUGAUUCAGUACAUCCAAGAAGAGAUUCCUGAUUACAGAAACGCCAUCAUUGUGGCAAAGUCCCCGUCAGCAGCUAAGAGGGCUCAGUCCUACGCAGAGCGCCUGCGUUUGGGCCUGGCUGUGAUUCAUGGCGAGGCUCAGUGUUCAGAGUCUGACAUGGCUGACGGAAGACACUCCCCACCGUGUGUACGCAACACCACGGGACACACAGGGCUGGAGCUUCCUUUGAUGAUGGCCAAGGAGAAACCUCCCAUUACUGUAGUCGGAGACGUGGGAGGGAGAAUUGCAAUCAUUGUGGAUGACAUUAUAGAUGAUGUCGGAGACUUUGUUGCAGCUGCAGAGAUCCUGAAAGAGAGAGGAGCCUAUAAAAUUUAUAUCAUGGCCACACAUGGCUUACUGUCUGCCGAUGCUCCACGCCUCAUAGAGGAAUCUGCCAUUGAUGAGGUGGUGGUGACCAACACAGUCCCCCAUGAAGUACAGAAACUGCAGUGUCCCAAAAUCAAGACCGUGGACGUCAGCAUGAUAUUGGCUGAGGCCAUCCGCCGCAUCCACAACGGAGAGUCCAUGGCCUACUUGUUCCGCAACAUCACCGUGGACGACUAGAGAGUGUCAGAGAGUGAGAGCUGAGGUGGGUCUGAGGGUGACUGAGGGUACUUCUUCCCUGUAAAAACAUGCUCAUGUCAUGUUCCAUGUAUUGUGUAUGUCAGGAUUACAUGUAUCCUAAAGAAAUAGAAAUUCUAAGAAUUACCCAGAAUUAUUUAACUUCUCAUCACAAGUUGUUAAAACAUAUUUCUUUUGCAUCUUGUUGAGAAAGGAUGAUAAAAGUGCAAACGAGUGACUUUGAGCUUUAACGCACCCAGUCAUAUUUUAAAGCUCUUGUCUUGCAGCUAUUGUUGAUCUUCCAACUCGAACAGAAGAUGCUUUCUAUUUAAAAAAAAAUAUUUUGUCAUACACUGCAGUACCUCAUAUGUAAUGACUGAGCUUCAACAGCAAAAAGAGAAGAGAAUAAUGUGUGUCCCAGUAACAGGACUUGUGCUUUACCAACCCUUCUCCAGAUGCUCUUACUGGCCCCUUAUGAUUACGGCUGCUCGGCACUGUGAUUUCUUUUCAUUUAACGGGGUGUGUUGUUUCCAACCACACAGACAAGACUGGACAAACUCCUGCCUAUUGGUGCCCAAACUAUAUUUUUAUGCAUUUUCUUCUCUUUGCACCAUUUGUGGGAACGUUUGGUGAAAGAAGAAGUUUCAGCAGAAAUGUAUAAGUCACCAUUUUAUAUUGUAUGUAUUAGGGUGUCAGUUCAGCUAAAGUAUAACAACAGAUAUUGUCCUACUUACCCGUAGUAGUAACUAGCCAGUAAGAUAGUUUUGGUUUCAUGCUAUGGGUUUGAGAUUCCUGCUGUAACUCCAUUACAAUGAAGGUAAAUAUAUUUUCAUUUAUGACGCUCGAAGCAUCAAAUUAUAAUUUUAAAAAACUGAAUAAUCAGACACAAAGACUUAAAAACUCAAUGUUCACAGUGAGAUCUGCGGAUUAUCUUGAGUGCUUUGGACAUUUUUUCUGGACAGGCAAGUAUUUAAAAGAUUUGAACCCGACAAAUGAAAUAUCAUUCACUUCCACUGUAUUGUUGCAUGGUUGCAUAUAGCAGUAAGUGGGAAAUGUUUUAUUUAUUGUUUUGUUGUUUGGAUGAACUGCCCCUUUAAUAUAUUCUGUAUAUCUAGCAGUAGACUGAACACACUUAGUCCAAUAUUGUGCUCAAUUUAACUGCCUGAUGGUGACUGUGACCGACACCAUCACAAUGCAUAUGAAUUACAUUUAUAGCUAAUAGGACCAUCUUGGUUUUAGCCAAUUAACUACAAGCUAUGAACACCAAACAUUACUGCCGGUGGUUUUUCAAAGCAGAACAAGGAUUUUCUUUGUGUUUUCAGUGAGUUUCUCUAAAGUCGUUGGUUUUCUUUCAAUUCAAUAUUUCAAUAUGCGGCGCUUUACAGCUACUAACUUUGAAGUCUUGAAACGUGAGUGGGUAUACCAGCACCUGAAUGUACUAGAUAAGUGGACUUGAGCCAUGCUUUAUGCAUUACUUUACAAUGACAACUUUGAAAACUCAACAUAGUGGGCUACUGGAGUUGUUUUUUGUACAGAUGGCUGCAUAGAAGAUACUAAAAGAAAAGCAGUAAUGUAAAAAAAAAAAAAAAAAUAGUUUUUGGUUUCAGUAAAUUGGCAAACAUGAAACAGCACCAGUGUUGUCCUAAUGUUUGUGUAGAAAUUGCUUUGGUGUGUCCUCAAAGAAACAUUUGAAAAUACGCACCUUGUUUUGCUCUACAUACAUUUCAGAGUGAUGCUCUGUAGGGGGGAGUAGUGUAUUUCUAUGCUGAUUGAGCCUUUUGCUCAGGGAAAUAUACUUAAUAAGCCAAUGCACAAUUAUUUGUUCUUGUGUGUGUUUUUUUUUUAAUGCUUUCUUCCUGUUUAACAUGUUGAAAAAAAGUGUGUUGAGAAUGUCUUCCAUACAGCAGUACUGUACGUCAUUUGCUUUUCACAUUUUGUUCGUUAUUGAAACUGUAUUUCUCCCGAUGUGCUAAUGGAUGGGUAUUUGACAGCUAGACGCACACACGGGUGUUGUGUUGGCACAAAGUUGAAAGUUGUCUGUAUCAAAUGCUGUUGCUCCGCCGCCACAGAUAAAAUCUGUGAUUAGUGUAUUUCAUGAUGUAAUUUCUUCUGUCCUCACUGUUGUCCUGACUUGUCUGUGAUGUUGAGGGCGUAUGAUUUAGUCACUAACACCCUUCUGUCUAGCUGUACAGCGUUUGUCCAUGUGUAUGAAAAUAAAACAGUUGCCUCUU